AUGGAAGACAGAAAACGUUCUUUGGAAGAUACAGAAGGGGAAACCCAAGCAAAGCGGCUGGUUCCUGAAAAGAAGCCGCUCGACCUGCUUAGCGAAGACGGGCCUUUGACCCAGCAAGAUGUGGUGUAUUUCAAGAAGGAAGCCAUCUGGCGCCAGAUGCGUUUCUACAAGUUACAGGCUGCCGAGUUGGCGGCUGAGGUGUCCAAACACGAAAGGCGGUUCCAGGCGUUUAUAGCUGUGCAUCUGCUUUUGGAGUCGUGGUACCGCCAGGUUGUUGCCAUUUCGAAGCACGAGUCGCCACCUCCACUUGAUUUGGCUGCAGAUUCGGCUGAAAUUGACGCUGUUUUGGAUGAAAGACGCCAGCUCCUUGCAAAGUUGUUGCAGCCACUUGCAUCCGCAUCUGAUGAGGGCAUGGAGCGUGUUCUAGACGCGGUGAAGCUUGCGGCUGAUCGGGAUGCAGCAAUAAAACUUCAAGAAGCUGCGCAACAGGAAGUCGACACCCUUCGGGCCCACAUCCAGAAUUUGCAGAAGGAGAAAGACAGGCGAGAGUCUGCCACUUUGAAACGGAUUUUGGAAAACAGCCGCAUUACCAGCAAUGAGCCUGAGCCCCGCGGGAACGGGUCGCAAGCCAACGGAUCGGCUCAAGAGGAGACAAAGAAGGCCGAGGCACAAACAACAGCAGAAAAGGAAGCGUUCGAGAAAUUGACUGUGGAGCACGCAGAAAUGAAGGCUGCAUUCUCUUCGUUGCAAUCACAACUCGAUGAAAUCACGCAGAAGUUGGCCGAAACAGAAAAGUCAGGCUCUGAUCUUGAGCUGCGCCUAGCAUCUCUUAGUGAAGAUGAUUUGAACAAGAAUGAGCGUUACGCGUCUGUUGUGAGCCAGAAUAAGUUUUUGGCGGAGAAUCUUGCCCAGUCGGAACGGUUGAAAGACGACUUGGUUCAGCGCAUUCGGGAACUUGAAAGCAGAGAAGGAAAUUUAAUAGCGUUGGUAAACAAAGAGCUUGAAGAGGAAAACACUCGAUUGAAGGAAAGCCUCAGCAAGAGCGAGAAUGACUUAGUUCGCAUUCGUGCUGCUAGGGAUGAGCUUUUGGGUAAACAAGCCAUUUUAAAGCUGGAAAUGGAAAACAAGAAAACAAAUGAGGAACUCAAUAAAUUGAAUCAAAUGUUGAGUCGACGCCUUGGCGAACUUGAAAAGACGCGGCAAGAUGAGCGCAACAUGCAACAAGAUGCUGCCUUAGAGAAGUUGGAGAAAGGCGAACUUGUGAAGAGACUACAAAUCUUAGGUGAAGAAGUGAAGGAAGUGGAGCAAGCUUUCCAGGAUACUCGUGCUGUGGCAUUAGAAAAAUUGAAGGACUUGGUCGAUCACGAAAGUUUGGUUAAAAAAUUGACGAUAGAAAAGAACAAGGCAGACCAAAAGUACUUUGCCAGCAUGCGCUUGAAAGAUUCCUUGGUGGCUGAAAAUAAAAUCUUGAAGACGCAGACGGCCAAGUCACAGGAAUUGGUGGCAAAGUUCAAUGACUUGGAGAAAACCUACGUGGGCAAGAUUGAUGUCUUGACGAAAAGCAUUAAUGAUUACCGAGUGAUUAAAGAAAAUGCUCUUCAUGAGAACGUCAAGUUACAAGAGGCACUCAAACAAAUGACCAAAGGCAGGGAAACCGCCAGCAAGGAAAAAGCAGCACUCAAAAGUGACUUGGAAACUGUGCGCCGGGAAAAGAAUGAACUCCUCGACGAGCUCAAGUCCAAACGUCUUAACGAGAGCAAGUUGGAGGCCCGUCUCAAAUCUACAGAAAGCUUGUUGCAAAAGUAUAGGCUGAACAACACUUCGCUGAUUCUCCAGGAAGACCAGAAACAAUUGGAAGCCCUCCGCUCUAUCACGAAAUGCUCCGUGUGUUCCAAAAACUGGAAGAAUACUGUCAUCACCGCAUGUGGACAUGUCUUUUGUGAGGCCUGCGUCCAAGACCGGCUUGCCGCUCGGCUCAGAAGAUGUCCUACUUGCAACAAGGGUUUUGCUUCCAACGACUUACUCACCAUCCACCUCUAA
Messenger RNA from Clavispora lusitaniae ATCC 42720, 2040 nucleotides. RefSeq names its product E3 ubiquitin-protein ligase (gene BRE1). Lineage: Eukaryota; Fungi; Ascomycota; Pichiomycetes; Serinales; Metschnikowiaceae. Gene Ontology annotation, cellular component: HULC complex; nucleus. The record is from RefSeq and is a predicted model, not a curated record. Gene Ontology annotation, molecular function: ubiquitin protein ligase activity.